GCAGCGAAGGGUGGCCGGCGGCCAGCCCCGCCCCUACCUGUGUAAGCCGAUCCGCCACCGGAGCCUAGCGGAUAAAAGCGACCCAGCCGCGGGAGGUCAGCGAGUUCGGCUCCCUCGCGCGCCCGCCGCUAGGCCCAGCCCGGUCCAGCCAACAUGUCCAUCCACUUAAGCUCCCAGGUCUUCAGCUCGCGCUCCGCCGCCUUCCCGGGUCGCGGCGCCCAGGUGCGCCUGAGCUCCGUGCGCCCCGGCGGCGGUGCCUUCAGCAGCAGCAGCCUCUACGGCCUGGGCGCCACGCGGGCGCGUGUGCCCGUGCGCUCCACCCACGGGGGCCCGGUGGGCGCCGGCAUCCGCGAAGUCACCAUCAAUCAGAGCCUGCUGGUCCCGCUGCGGAUGGACAUCGACCCCACCAUCCAGCAGGUGCGCCAGGAGGAGCGCGAGCAGAUCAAGACCCUCAACAACAAGUUCGCCUCCUUCAUCGACAAGGUGCGGUUUCUGGAGCAGCAGAAUAAGCUGCUAGAGACCAAGUGGACCCUGCUGCAGGAGCAGAGGUCGGCCAAGAGCAGCGGCCUCCCCAGCAUCUUUGAGGCGCACAUUGCUGGCCUGCGGAGGCAGCUUGAGGGGCUGCAGCUCGAAGGAGGCCGCCUGGAGGUGGAGCUGCGGAACGUGCAGGACGCGGUAGAAGACUUCAAGAACAAGUACGAAGAUGAAAUUAACCGUCGCACAGCUGCUGAGAAUGAGUUCGUGGUGCUGAAAAAGGACGUGGACACUGCCUACAUGAAUAAGGUGGAGUUGGAGGCCAAGUUGGAUGCCCUGAAUGACGAGAUCAACUUCUUCAAGACCCUCUAUGAGACGGAGUUGGCAGAGUUGCAGUCCCAGAUCUCGGACACGUCCGUGGUUCUGUCCAUGGACAACAGCCGCUCCCUGGACCUGGACGGCAUCAUCGCCGAGGUCAAGGCCCAGUACGAGGAAAUCACCAGCCGCAGCCGGGCUGAGGCCGAGGCCUGGUACCAGACCAAGUUUGAGACCCUCCAGGCCCAGGCUGGGAAGCACAGGGACGACCUCCGGAAUACCCGGAAUGAGAUUGCAGAGAUGAGCCGUGCCAUCCAGAGGCUGCAGGCUGAGAUCGACAGCAUUAAGAACCAGUGUGCCAAGCUGGAGGCUGCCAUUGCAGAAGCCGAAGAACAUGGGGAGCUGGCCCUCAAGGAUGCGCGUGCCAAGAAGGAGGAGCUGGAGGCCGCCCUGCACCGAGCCAAGCAGGACAUGGCCCGGCAGCUGCGGGAGUACCAGGAGCUCAUGAACGUCAAGAUAGCUCUGGACAUCGAGAUCGCCACCUACCGCAAGCUGCUGGAGGGCGAGGAGAGCCGGUUGGCCGGAGAUGGAGUAGGAGCUGUGAACAUCUCCGUGGUGAACGCCACCGGUGGUGGUGGCAGUGGGCUGGCCGGGCUGGCCUUCAGGGGAACCAUGGGCAGCAAUGCCCUGAGCUUUUCGAGCGGCGGAGGGCCCGGGGCCAUCAAGUCCUAUUCCACCAGGACCUCAGCCACCACCCACAGGAGCCUCCGAAAAUGAGCUCUGCUGUGUGGAGACCCACAGCCCUACCCCCCACCCCCACCCCGCCCCCCCCCCCUCCCGUCACAGGAGGACUCCCAUCACGGGUCCCAAGAGGGCCAGGCAGUCUGAAAAGUGAUGUCAGAAUAGCUUCCAAUAAAGCAGCCUUUCUGAAGCCCAUCCUGGCCCCUGGGAUCCUGGCUUCAUCAGCUGGUUGGGGAGCCAUGGGGAGGAAGGGGCCCCAGAGAGGAUGGCGUCUGCUGUGAACACGGAGAAGCCACUUGUGCAGGUGACUGGGAAAGCACACUGGUGACCUAGAGGUGGUGCUCUGAGGGGCGUGGCUCUUAGCCGGUGUGAGGCCUUGGCCUCCUCCCAGGGCUGGGACUGAGUCCAGCUCCUCUCCUGAAGCCCAGAAACAUCCCAGGAAGUCUGGCUCUGCCAGGAAGUGGGCGUUGAAGCCUUCUCCUGCUGAGGGAGUGGAGGGCUGUUUGCACACCCCCACCCCCAUGCCCUGUGCUGCCAGAGUUCAUUCCUUGCUGUGAGAAGGCCCAGACAUUCAGCUGCCGCAGGCCUGGGUUUCAGAUGCACCAGCCAGCUCGUGCCCUUGGCCCUUGCUGGUGCUGGGUCUGCCCAGCCCUCAGGUCCUGGACGGGGCUCUCUGGGUCUGGGAUUCUGUGCAGGUGAUGAUGGCAGUGGGAGGAGGCCUGUGUGUGUUUGGGAGGGGGAGGGGUGAGGAGUCCCAGAAUCUGGACCCCCUGGCAGGAGGCUCUGUGCCUGGGCGGUGGCUUGUGUGUGUAUCCGGCUCCCUGGUGGGGGGAGGGGCAUUUGUGGGUCGGCUGCUCGAUAAGAGCAUCUCUGUGUCUGGGGUCGGGGGUCUGUGUGUCUGUACGCGUGUGGGGGUGUUUUUAGGGUCUAUGGGGAUAUCUGUUCCUGCAACAGCACAUAUGAUGGAUGGUGGGGAGGGGGUAGUGGGGAGGUCUCUUGUGUCUAGGACACCUGGGGGGGUGAUGGCGGUGUAUAUGGGGGGGCUAUCAAGAGGGUGUUGGUUUCUGGGGGAGGAGGAGUCUAUAUUCGAUCCUACGGUCAGGAAUUUUCAUAUAUUGAGGUGGGGGUGGAAUGGGGAGUGGGGGAAGUGGACCGUUGGUGUCCCGCCAGCCGUGAGUGAUAAGGUGCCCCCCUACAGGUGUCAGGAGAGCCAGGCCCUGCCCCUCCUGGCUAAGUCUCCUCCUGGUUGCCUUUCUCUCCCUCUGCUUCCAGCUCUUUCUCACGCUGUCUGGGUAUUUGGGGCUGCCGGCCAGCCCCCUGCAGCCUUCAGGAAGUGUGAAUGUGGCACUCGGGCAGGGUGCCUCCGAGAUAGCCCUCUUUCCCCUUUGGCUGUGAACAGCUUCUCUGUCAGCCUCUGAGGGGCCCAAACCGGGCCGGACGUCCCCAUGUGUAGGCACAGACGGGAGCUUUUCUGAGCGCAUUAUGUAUGAUCCAUGAGCUUUAUUGGCAACGUGGACACUAAGCACGAGGGGGAGGGAGCCCAGGCGGCCGCCAAGAGAUGUCCUCGUGAAGCCGAGGCCUCAGUCACCGCCAGGGUUUGGAAGGCAGGGGAGGCCCAGUGGAAUAGAGGCAUGUCCACAGCCCAGGGGACCUGGGGCCAAUCUGUGCCUUAGAAGCCACAGGUUUUUGGGCCAGGCCAGCUCCCAGAGCAGCCCGAGCAGGUCAGGAUUGGCACCCUGCCCAAGGCUGCUUGGAAGGCAGCCAUUUAGACUCCUGGGGCCAGCUGGGCAGGGAGGCCGGCCCUCUCCGGAAGGAAUCCGCCCCCCUCCCCAAGAGCAAGAGCGAAGGAGGGGGAGAAGGCGGAGAAGUUGCAAGAAGAUAAGGCUGCAGUGUGGACGGGUCAGGCCCGCAGAUUCUCCAAGUCCUUCCGCUUCAAGCCCCAGGGCUACGGCUGCUCCCGGACCCGCCGCUGGAGGCAGGGGUUGCGGACUCCGAGAGCCGAGCCGAGUAUUUACAGGGCGGGAGGCGCUACGCGAACCGCACCAGGGAGCUGCCGCUGCACUUCUGGCCGCAGGGCGCGCACAUUCCGGUGCUCACCGCCAGGUUCCCGCUGCAGGGGGCGCUGCACGCGCUGCCGGUCACUGGCCGCGAGCCGGACACGCAGAGGUCCCCGCAGACGACCCCGCCCCGGGAGCUGCUGACGCCUGCGGGAGGAGAGCAGGGCUUAGUCCCCGUGCGAGGUCGUGGCUGGCGGUCCCUGCCUACUGGCUCUUGCUCAGAGCGCCUCCCCCUUCAUUUCUAUUCCUCUCUUGCCCCCUUCCCCCCAACACCUUCACUCCUGGGCACUCUUUCCUGCACUCAGGCCGCAAGUGUCCUUGAUAAACCGUGCUCCCAGGCCCUCCCUGUGGGCAGAAAUAGCUUUUUAACUCAUAAUCAUUCACUGCCACACUCCCUCCUUCCUUUCAGGGUUUCAAACUAUGGCCUGUGUUGGCCUCCUAUAUUUGUAAAUAAAGUUUUAUCGGAAGCAAGCCA
This is a messenger RNA of Acinonyx jubatus (cheetah), 4062 nucleotides long. RefSeq names its product keratin 7 (gene KRT7). Bases 154 to 1566 code for a protein of 470 amino acids. Gene Ontology annotation, biological process: intermediate filament organization; keratinization. Gene Ontology annotation, cellular component: keratin filament. The record is from RefSeq and is a predicted model, not a curated record. The transcript has 9 exons. NCBI's taxonomy places the organism in Eukaryota, Metazoa, Chordata, Mammalia, Carnivora, Felidae. Gene Ontology annotation, molecular function: structural constituent of skin epidermis.